Medicago truncatula (barrel medic) is the source of this 762-nucleotide messenger RNA. Its product is annotated as probable E3 ubiquitin-protein ligase RNF144A-A. The coding region runs from base 1 to 762 and encodes 253 amino acids. Gene Ontology annotation, biological process: protein ubiquitination. The record is from RefSeq and is a predicted model, not a curated record. NCBI's taxonomy places the organism in Eukaryota, Viridiplantae, Streptophyta, Magnoliopsida, Fabales, Fabaceae. The transcript has 2 exons. Gene Ontology annotation, molecular function: zinc ion binding; ubiquitin-protein transferase activity.
AUGGUUCUGGACAACAUCAAGAAGAAGAGGCGGCGUUCUUCCUUUCAUGGCAGACGUCCUACCUUAUCGAUUUUCCAGCAUCCGAAAUAUCUCUGCUAUCAUUUACCAUUCAUAUGCAGAAGACGAAAAGGUUUGAAUCGAAAAGGAAAUAACAAUACUGAGAAAGGAGAGUGUGCUUCAAGUUCGAAAGACGAGCUGUUCUUUUGUGAAAUCUGCACAGAUAUGAAAACAAUGAAGGAUGUUUUUUGCAUCAAUGGUUGCUCUCACUCGUAUUGCUCUGAUUGUGUGGCGAUGUACAUCGGUUCCAAGCUCAAAGAUAAUAUCAUCAACAUUCGGUGUCCUUUUUCUGGAUGCAGUGGUUUGUUGGAAUCGGACUAUUGCCAGUCGAUUCUUCCUGCCGAGGUUUUUGACCGAUGGGGGAACGCGUCUUGCGAGGUGUUGAUUGAUGAUUCGGAAAAAUUCUACUGUCCCUUUGCAGACUGUUCAGCUCUGUUGAUCAAUGAUGAAACGGAGGCUGUUAUGAAAGCAGAAUGUCCUUAUUGUGAAAGGAUGUUCUGUGCACAAUGUAAAGUUCCAUGGCAUGAAGGGAUUGAAUGCAGUGAGUUCGAGACGCUGAAUGCGGACGAGAGGGAGAAAGAGGAUGUUAUGUUGGUAGGCCUUGCAAAGGAUAAGAAGUGGAUGCGAUGCCCUAAUUGCAGAAUUUAUGUUGCCAAAUCUCAUGGCUGCAACAGCAUGAAAUGCAGCAUAUUGACAGAAGUUUAA